AUGCAGACGCGUAUCGAUUGUCUCGAGGAGUACACGAUCAUGGCAAAAGUAGGCGACGGUACGUUCAGCAAUGUUUUUAAGGUCAAGAAGAAUAGCACUGGUGAGAUUUUCGCGAUGAAAGUCAUGAAAAAGCACUAUGAAUCAGUAGAAGAAGUUGACGCUAAUGAUGAGAUCAGGUACAUGCGAGAGCUCGGCGAACACCAAAAUAUUCUUCAAUUGUACGAUGUUAUCUUUGAGCCUAAACUUGGAAGGUUAUCUCUCGUUACAGACUUAAUGGAGUUUAACCUCCUCAAUUUGCUAAAUACUCCGCACUUCUUCCCCGAUGAUGUUUUGUACUACAGCUACCAGCUUCUGAAUGGCCUUUCUUACUUGCAUUCUGCCGGCUUUGUUCAUAGAGACAUUAAGCCCGAAAACAUUUUAAUUAACUUACGAUCAAGAGAGCUCAGAAUUGGCGAUUUUGGUUCUCUCGUAGAAGAGCCAUGUAACUACAUUCCAGGAGAAUACAUUACAACUCGCUGGUAUCGUGCUCCAGAGCUUCUCUUGAAGUGUCCGACAUACAAUUGCGCAAUCGAUGUAUGGUCUGUAGGCUGCGUCAUUGCUGAAAUGAUAUUAAAGCACCCUCUUUUCCCUGGCGGAGAUACUACUUCCCAGUUGGAAAUGAUUCAUAACGCUUUGGGUGCACCAACAGCAGAACUAUUCGAGACAAUGGCUGCCGAUAGCCGCUACAAAGCAGAAGACUUCCAAAACGUUACGCCCAUAUCUUUAAUAAAUCGACUCGAAGUUUGCCCAUAUACAGAUUUGGUUGCACUUGUUAUGACAAUGCUGAAGUACAAUCCGUCCGAUCGCGUCGAUUCUGGAACAGCCGCAGCUUCAACUGUAUUUGAAAGUUGCAAAUACUCAAAAUCUCUUUCUCGCGCAAGAGUUCUCGUUAAAUCUACCCCAGAUAUCGGAUUCCAAGGAGUCCAAAUCAAGAAGCAAAUUACAAUCUCUCUAAAACCAGAGACAAAAGAAGCCCCUUCGCCUCUUAAACGCCAAUGCGUUACAUUCCCGAAGAUAUAUACACCUAACUGCGGAAAGCAUAUUCCAGUGGUAGAAAAAAUGCCCAAGAAUAGGAGUUUUACAAAUUUAGAUGAUUGA
Trichomonas vaginalis G3 is the source of this 1137-nucleotide messenger RNA. Its product is annotated as protein serine/threonine kinase protein. Bases 1 to 1137 code for a protein of 378 amino acids. NCBI's taxonomy places the organism in Eukaryota, Parabasalia, Trichomonadida, Trichomonadidae. Gene Ontology annotation, cellular component: nucleus; cytoplasm. The transcript has a single exon. Gene Ontology annotation, biological process: protein phosphorylation; intracellular signal transduction. The record is from RefSeq and is a predicted model, not a curated record. Gene Ontology annotation, molecular function: MAP kinase activity; ATP binding.